This is a messenger RNA of Epinephelus lanceolatus (giant grouper), 4482 nucleotides long. Its product is annotated as transcription factor MafG. Lineage: Eukaryota; Metazoa; Chordata; Actinopteri; Perciformes; Serranidae. Gene Ontology annotation, cellular component: nucleus. The record is from RefSeq and is a predicted model, not a curated record. Gene Ontology annotation, molecular function: RNA polymerase II cis-regulatory region sequence-specific DNA binding; DNA-binding transcription factor activity, RNA polymerase II-specific. Gene Ontology annotation, biological process: regulation of epidermal cell differentiation; regulation of transcription by RNA polymerase II.
CAUUCAGAUUUGGGGUUUGAUGUAGCGUACAGGCCAGCUGUUUGGCGCCUAAAUGGUGAUAUCCCCGGUGGAGGAAUGGCGUGUGGUGCCGUGUUGCUUCAGUUAUAGUAGGAAAGACUGAGCACGGGGAUUUCCUCGCCUGCUUGUUUUGUAGGCGGGGAGUUGUUUGCCACUUUCACAAGCAGGGCGCUGAGAGGUUGGAGACAAGAGUCGAGGAAUGUCAAAACUGUGUAACUAGGCUGCUUUUGUGAGAAACAGUUUGCCAAGGCGUCGCGUGUGCCUCUGUAUCACAUCACAGCGCUUCUUGCUGGUUUAUCAACUCAUGCGCUUCUUGCUGUUUAAACCUGCUGCUUCAUCACCUCGUUGUGGAGAGGAGCAAGAGCGAGCCGAGGCAGCGGUUUAGCGAGAUCAGACCAACCAGCAGUACAGGUGGACGCGGCUCUCGUGGCAUGACUACCACAAACAAGGGAAACAAGGCCUUGAAGGUGAAGCGGGAGCCAGGGGAAAAUGGCACCAGCCUGACAGAUGACGAGCUGGUGACCAUGUCAGUGCGAGAGCUGAACCAGCAUCUACGAGGCCUGACGAAGGAGGAAAUCCUUCAGCUGAAGCAGCGGCGGCGUACCCUGAAAAACCGUGGCUACGCUGCCAGCUGCCGGGUGAAGCGUGUCACCCAGAAAGAGGAGCUGGAGAAGCAAAAGGCUCAGCUGCAGCAGGAAGUGGACAAGCUGGCCACAGAGAACGCCAGCAUGAAGGUGGAGCUGGACGCUCUGCGUUCAAAGUAUGAGGCCCUCCAGAGCUUUGCUAGGACUGUGGCCCGCAACCCCGUUGCCUCAGCCAGGGGACCCAUGGCCUCUGUCAUAGGGCCCCUCAUCCCUGGUAAAGUAGCUGCCACCAGCGUCAUCACCAUCGUCAAAUCCAAAACGGAGGCUAGGUCGUAGUAGCAGAAAGGGCGGGAGGAAGAUAUUCAAGACUAAACUAGUCAGUGCAUUGUAACAUGCUGCAGGAUUACCUGUGUAAGUUCUCUGUUUUAACCCUUGGCACUAACACUAAAAAUAUGCUUCCCAAAUUCACUCUUAAAGUAUGACUCAGCAGUCUGGCAGUUGGUUGUCUAAGAAUGACGAGGUAUUGAAAAUACUGAAACGUUUUAUUUAAAAAGCAGACUGUGGUUACAAAUACUCAUGAAGGGAAUGCUGGGUAGAAAAAGGACAAAAAUUGAAUCAAAUUCAGACUGUUAAUAGCUUGUUGAUUUUUGGUAAGGUACUGUGUGUGAUGUGUUUGUUUCCUUGAGGCUGAGCUCUAAAGAUCUUUCCGUCCUAAAAAUUGGCAUUUAUAGAGUCUCACAAACAGUAAAAUAAUAUGUUUUAGAUAUUAGUCCUUGCCCCUGAAGCCCUUUGCCUGUUAUUAUGCACUGACUUAAAUUUGAAUGAAUAACAAAUGGUCACAAACUCUUGGUGUGGAUGCUACAGAUGUCUUCAUAACAGCCUGACUAACCCAAAACUAGUAAAUUAGUCAAAUUUGUGAUUUUGUUGGUCGUCUGUCAAGAACAUAAGCGUGAAAUAAUGCUCCCAAAUCUAGCAUUCAUUUCUGUUUAUCUGUGACAGGCUUUAAUGAACUUGUCAUUAUCAAUAUGACUGGUAGAUGCAAUAAUAUAUGUAUGCACUGAAAAUACAAAGAGGUCUUGCAUAUUUAUGGUUAAGUGGAAACGUUAAAAAUGAUCAGCAGUUCUUAAUGAUAUUGUUCCAGAGCUGAGUGCCAUUCCAAUAUGACAAGAUUCUUCUACAAUAUCUGAAUACCUGAAUGUUAUAACAGUAAUAUCCUCGUGUUUUGUGGGGACGGUGAAAUCCACAAACAUUUUGAAACAUAAUUUUUGCUCAUAGAGAAAAUACGUUCAAGUUGUUUUGUUUGAAAGAUAUAUAUUGCAUUUUUUGUAAUUACUUGUUGACAGGGCCGUCAGAUAUUUCCAAAAGAAAAAUCUUUACACAAGCUUUACUGUUUGAAUUGUUAAGGUGUAGAAAACUUUGUCUAAUGUUGAGUUCUUGGUUUUUAUUACUAGGUAGAUUACCUUCCAUUGUUUAUAGAAAUACAGAUAACGAAAACGUAAAAAAAAAAAAAAUCCUGUGACAUCUUUUUGCAAUUGUACCGAAAGUGGCUUACUAUUGAAGUCUGAUAGCUUUUUUCUAGUGACUAGGCGCGUACUGUGGGGUAGCGCGUGACGUGAUGUGUAAGUGACAAGUUGGCAGUGUCGUUCACUGUAUAGAUGUCAAUGCUGUGCUAUUUAAAACAAAUCUGUAGAGCUAAACUAGGUGGUGUAAACAAGGUCAAUUGUCUUUGUGCGUAUUGGCAUCUGUGAUAUCCUCCGCUUCCUCGGUGUUAGUUACAAAUCAUAUUGUCAUCAAGAGUUUACCACAUUGAGCCAUGUAAGACAGAAUUGGGUGGAAUCGCAUUAGUGACUUUUACCUGAAGCUUAAAGUGAUGCUGUCAUUGCAGAAUCUGAAUAAUGUUUCCACUUGGUGCUGGAUGCCCUCUAAAAAUAUCCUCUGUAAUCUGGUAGUAAAUGACUUCAUUGUUGGGACGAUUUCAUCAUCGUAUCCAUUCCAGCCACUGAAUUUAUUUGAAAUAGAUUGCAGGAAUAGAAAUGAAAAACCCUUCAAAUUUGACAGACUAAAUGAAAUGUGAAGUGAAACGUCCAGUGUGUAGGAUUUAGGGGGAUAAAAUGAAUAUGUAAAGUUUUUUUUUUUUUUAGUGUAUAAUCACUUUAAAUAAGAAUUGUUGCGCUUUUGUUACCUUAAAAUAAGCUGUUCAUAUCUAAAUAGGGAGAUGUUGCAUCAACACGUUUCUACAGUUGCCCAGACCAGACAAACCACUGGCUCUAGCUGGGGCUGUUCGUGCUUUCGCGUUGGCCACCAUAGUUAGGGGCCCCUCUGUGACACGUUGUUUGGAAAAACACACAUUUUUUAACAUGAAAUUGCUUCCCAGCUGGCACCAGAUGUCAUGUGAUGUUAGAAAGACGUUGGACUCUUUUAUCAGACAAAUGUAAAAUUUUGGUUGGAAUGAAAAUCGAGUUGACGAUUUUAAAUGUCUAACGUUAGAAUUUCACUUUGUGUGGACGUUAACAUUAUUAUGUUAUUCUCCGUUAAGUCGCCAUCAGCAUGAGACAUUUGGAAGAUGCUGGAUUUUGGAUUUAACAAAACUUAAUACCAACAAAAUAUUAGCAUCAUCUGUUGUCAGUAAUCUAUGUGAAAUUUAGGGAUGCACAAUAAUAUCAGCACAUUAUCUAUCGGCCGAUAUUGGCUUUAAAAUGAAACAUUGGAAUCGUCCAACAUGCAGAUUUUUACCGAUAUGACAAACCUAUAUAUUUUUUUAACUGACAGUUAAAUGAUACAGCACAGGUAGCAAAACAACAUAUCUGAAAUAUAUACAAGUAUGUAAGUAGGAAUGAAGCAGAAAAGGUAUCUCACGUGCUUGUAAAUUACAAUGAAAGGGCCAUUAACCAAAGACAACAUGUCUUAAAUGUUUAUGAUUUACUAUUUAUUAUUUACUUACUUUUUGGUGCAAAAGCACUUACAAUAUAGUAUGAAAUGCUGAUACCCAGUGUGAAGAUAAUGUUCACAAUCACCAUAAAUUAACCAGUAACCCAAUACGUUUGUCAUUUGAGUCUAUUAACAAACUGUUAGGAAUAAAACAUACUGAACAAUGAAACAAUUGGGCCCACAGAUGUGUUACUGUUACAGUCUGUGAAAGUCUAUGUAGUAGUUGAGCUCAGAGGAGUGAAUCCUUGUGUUCAGAGUUCAGUAACUUACGACACUGCACUGUCCUGUCUAAGGUUAAUCUAGAGGAAGCUGCCUAACAAGGUCCUUCGCAGAAAAAAACACUUUAAAAUCCGAAGACUGAUGCCAAAAAAACUACGAUGUUAAAGGAUGAGUCCUGCAGUGCUGUGUUCUGAUGUGGCGUUAUCCUCUCUUGAUCCAACAAACAAUGUAAACUCAACUGCUAAGCUAGCUAACGGUUAGCAAGAUACAGUCCACACUAGUUGGAGGCUGCCAAAGCAGCUAGCUAGAUGCUAGUGGGCUAAACCAUCCACACAAUUCUUCCGGCAUGGCACUUUGUCAGAAGUUUUUUUACAGUCAUUCCAAGACACUGAGCAAAAGCCCCACAGUCAGCAUGCUCCUGUGCUUACAGUCAGCUCUUUUCGGCUCACUAUUUAGUACAUGCUACCGUCUCUACCACUACUGACAGCUUAACAAGCAAAUUAACACCCAUUCAACUUGAACUCCACUAAAUAAACUCUUCUUUACAAAUUUCUUUAACCACCACCAAGGAAAACAAAAGACUGAAGUCUUAUUUUUCUUAGGGCUUUUCAAAUUUUAAAGGGAACGUUCUUUAUAAAUACAUAUAAAUCAGACAGUAAAAAAACAGCACUAUACAAUGCAAACACAAGUAGGCUACAUGCUCUUAAACCAGGUCUUACACAAGUAGGCCGAC